This is a messenger RNA of Oxyura jamaicensis (ruddy duck), 1444 nucleotides long. It is a transcript of the gene HIBCH, whose product is annotated as 3-hydroxyisobutyryl-CoA hydrolase. NCBI's taxonomy places the organism in Eukaryota, Metazoa, Chordata, Aves, Anseriformes, Anatidae. Gene Ontology annotation, biological process: L-valine catabolic process. Gene Ontology annotation, cellular component: mitochondrion. The transcript has 14 exons. The coding region runs from base 93 to 1250 and encodes 385 amino acids. Gene Ontology annotation, molecular function: 3-hydroxyisobutyryl-CoA hydrolase activity. The record is from RefSeq and is a predicted model, not a curated record.
CCCUCCGCCCCGCGCAUGCCCGGCCCGGCCCGGCCCGCCCAGCCCCGCCGUACCGCGGCCCAUGACGGAGAGCGACGGCGCCGGCAGCCGCCAUGGCGGCCCGCCUGCUGCGGCCGCUGCCCAGACUGAAGCCAUUUAACAGACUGCAAGUAACGUUACAGCAUUUGAAAAUGUGUAAACAUACAGAUUCUUCAGAUGAAGUGUUGUUGGAAAAGAAAGGAGGUGCGGGAAUAAUAACUUUGAAUAGACCCAAGGCUCUCAAUGCACUAAAUCUUUCUAUGAUCCAACAAAUCUUUCCACAAAUAAAGGCUUGGGAGCAAGAUCCUGAAACGUUUCUAAUAAUCAUAAAGGGAGCUGGAGGAAAAGCUUUUUGUGCUGGUGGUGACAUCAGAGCCAUCACAGAUGCAGGAAAAGUUGGAGACAGACUGGCACAAGAUUUCUUCAGAGAAGAAUAUACCCUGAACAAUGCCAUUGGCACUUGCAAGAAGCCUUAUGUGGCACUUAUUGAUGGCAUUACAAUGGGAGGGGGAGUUGGCCUUUCAGUCCAUGGACAUUUCCGAGUUGCUACAGAAAAGACUCUUUUUGCAAUGCCAGAAACAGCAAUAGGCCUUUUUCCUGAUGUUGGUGGAGGAUAUUUCUUGCCAAGACUUUCAGGAAAGAUUGGCUAUUACCUUGCACUAACAGGAUUUAGGCUGAAAGGAAGAGAUGUGCUAAAAGCGGGCAUCGCUACACAUUUCAUAGAAUCAGAAAAGCUACCUGACUUAGAGAAAGACCUGAUAGCAUUGAAAUCUGCUUCAAAAGAAAAUAUUGCAGACUUACUGAACUCUUACCACGUGAAGAGCAAAAUUGAUCAAGAAAAGGAGUUUGUACUUGAUGAACACAUGGAGAAGAUUAACAGUCUUUUUUCAGUAAAUAGCAUGGAAGAAAUUGUUAAAAAAUUAAGGGAAGAUGGUUCUCCUUUUGCCAUUAAGCAGCUAGAGACUAUUAAUAAGAUGUCACCGACGUCCUUAAAGAUGACUCUCAGACAGCUCAGAGAAGGAGCUUCCAUGAGCUUACAAGACGUGCUCACGAUGGAAUACAGACUGAGCCAAGCAUGCAUGAGAGGCCAUGACUUCUAUGAAGGGGUUCGAGCAGUGCUGAUUGACAAAGACCAAUCCCCCAGAUGGAAGCCAGCUGCUUUAGAAGAAGUCAGCGAUGAAUUUGUGGACAAUUGUUUUAAGCCACUGGGAAGCAACGAUCUCAAGUUGUAAUGAUCGAGUCCAUUGACAUCUUACACAAGUGCUUAAUUUUGUGAUGCAAAAAUGAAUAGCAGUGUGGUAAAGCUUGACAAGACUUUUAGCUAGCCUGAGAUUUGUAAGUCUGUUUUUUUUGUGAUCAGGUACUUUUUCCUAAGCUACUGUAAUGACAAAAUAAUCAUCUCUCUUAUUAACAAGGGGAAAAAUGA